CUCGGCAGCCCCGCUAGACUGCUCCAACUUGGUGUCUUUCCCCAAAUAUGGAGCCUGUGUGGAGUCACUGGGGGAGCCGGGGGUGGGGAGGGGAGCCGGCUUCCUCCAGCAGGGAGGGGGCCGAGGAGCAAGCCAGCGGGGGAGGCUGACAUCACCACAGCGGCAGCCCUUUAAACCCCUCACCCAGCCAGCGCCCCAUCCUGUCUGUCCAAGCCCAGACACAAGUCUUCACUCCUUCCUGCGAGCCCUGAGGAAGCCCUCUCUCCCCAAACAUGGCCAACAAGGGUCCUUCCUAUGGCAUGAGCCGCGAAGUGCAGUCCAAAAUCGAGAAGAAGUACGACGAGGAGCUGGAGGAGCGGCUGGUGGAGUGGAUCAUAGUGCAGUGUGGCCCUGAUGUGGGCCGCCCAGACCGUGGGCGCUUGGGCUUCCAGGUCUGGCUGAAGAAUGGCGUGAUUCUAAGCAAGCUGGUGAACAGCCUGUACCCCGAUGGCUCCAAGCCGGUGAAGGUGCCUGAGAACCCGCCCUCCAUGGUCUUCAAGCAGAUGGAGCAGGUGGCUCAGUUCCUGAAGGCGGCUGAGGACUAUGGGGUCAUCAAGACUGACAUGUUCCAGACUGUUGAUCUCUUUGAAGGCAAAGACAUGGCAGCAGUGCAGAGGACCCUGAUGGCUUUGGGCAGCUUGGCAGUCACCAAGAAUGAUGGGCACUACCGUGGAGAUCCCAACUGGUUUAUGAAGAAAGCGCAGGAGCAUAAGAGGGAAUUCACAGAGAGCCAGCUGCAGGAGGGAAAGCAUGUCAUUGGCCUUCAGAUGGGCACCAACAGAGGGGCCUCCCAGGCCGGCAUGACAGGCUACGGACGACCUCGGCAGAUCAUCAGUUAGAGGGGAGAGGGCCAGCCCUGAGCCCUGCCCUCCCCAGCUCCCUGGCUACAGCCAUCCCGCUUAGCCUGCCUCACCCACACCUGUGUGGUACCUUCAGCCCUGGCCAAGCUUUGAGGCUCUGUCACUGAGCAACGGUAACUGCACAUGGGCAGCUCCUCCCUGUGCCCCCAGCCUUAGCCCAACUUCUUAUCUGAAAGCAUCACUGCCUUGGCCCCUCCCUCCGGGCUGCCCCCACCACCUCUACUGUCUCCUCCCUGGGCUAAGCAGGGGAGAAGAGGGCUGGGGGUAGCCUGGAUGUGGGCUAAGUCCACUGUCCUCCUUGGCGGCAAAAGCCCAUUGAAGAAGAACCAGCCCAGCCUGCCCCCUAUCUUUUCCUGGAAUAUUUUUGGGGUUGGAACUCAAAAAAAAAAAAAAAAAAAAAAAAAAUACAUCAAUCUUUUCUCAGGCCUGGCUGGCAGA
Rhinopithecus roxellana (golden snub-nosed monkey) is the source of this 1337-nucleotide messenger RNA. RefSeq names its product transgelin (gene TAGLN). The transcript has 5 exons. The coding region runs from base 273 to 878 and encodes 201 amino acids. Lineage: Eukaryota; Metazoa; Chordata; Mammalia; Primates; Cercopithecidae. Gene Ontology annotation, molecular function: protein binding. The record is from RefSeq and is a predicted model, not a curated record.